This is a messenger RNA of Mytilus californianus (California mussel), 1982 nucleotides long. Its product is annotated as carnosine synthase 1-like. The record is from RefSeq and is a predicted model, not a curated record. Gene Ontology annotation, molecular function: ATP hydrolysis activity; carnosine synthase activity; metal ion binding. Gene Ontology annotation, biological process: carnosine biosynthetic process. Lineage: Eukaryota; Metazoa; Mollusca; Bivalvia; Mytilida; Mytilidae. Bases 487 to 1836 code for a protein of 449 amino acids. The transcript is spliced from 2 exons.
UCUAAACACAUUUCUAAGUAAGUACAAUAAAUGUACGCAUGUCUUUAAUAUAAACCCCAUCUAAAUGUGUUUAGAAUUGAAGUGUUUAGGGCUAAAACACUAAUUUCUAAGCUAAACACGAUACUAAACACAAUAUUCAACACUUUUUCAACCCAAUUACAUUGUCAACCUAAUUAUGUUUACAAAUGAGACAUAUUUAGACUUAAACAUGUUUUAAAAAAGUGCACAAAAAUCUGUUUACAGUUGUGUUUAGGAUCAUAACACCAUAUUUACAGCGUACAUUUGGACGUUUAAUACUUAUCAAUCAUUUUAUUGAAGGACUAAAAGAUCAUUUUGCGGCCUUAACUUGAUAUAUUGCCAUGGAAUUCAGCUGUUAAAGUUUGUUAUCAUGAGAUAGUCCCUACAGAUGGAAAAGCUAGAAAUUUUUUAAAUUCUUUAACAGCUAUAUUGAUCGAUUCACAUUAGUGUUACGCACUGGUUAUUUCAAUGGCAAAUACUGAGCAGAAAUUAGUCCAAAACGAUGAUAGUAAAAGAUGUAAUACCGAAGAAUUGUCAGGGAAAACAAUUCUUAUUAUUGGAACUUCCGGGCCAGGUUUGCAGUUCCUGUGGAAAAUUUUGAAGGAUUUAAAUAUAAAGGUAAUUCUGUUUGACCCAAAAGAAGAGAACCAUGGUCGUCGUUUUGUUGAAGUUUUUAUCCAAUACAACUAUUUAGAGGAUUCUAUACACAGAGAUGAAAAUCAUGCAAAUACUAUCAUUCGACUUCUCGGUCACAGGAAGGAACAGCUAUCGGCAUGUAUUUCUUUCGAUGAAGAUAGUAUGCAUUUAACUGCCAUUUUAAGUCAGAAGUUAGGACUGAUUGGUAUUGAUCCAGAUGUUGCUCGUACAUCGCAGAGCAAACAAUUAACCUAUGAUGCGCUGAAAGACGAUUUGGAUACAAGUAAAUAUUCCCCGCUAUCAUUUCGAAUUGAAAAUGUAUCAGAUAUCGUCAAUACAAAAGGUCUUUUAUUUCCAGCGAUACUUAAACCAGAAUAUGGCAGCAAUUCAGAGGGUAUAACGGAAGUUACAUCGACAGACGAUUGUGCAAGUAAAUAUACCAAACUACAAGGUGCAUUUGGAAAAGAUUGGAACGUGAAGGGAUUCGGCAGUGCAAUGGUUCUAAUGGAAUACUUACCUGGCAUAAGUCACCACAUUGAAAUUGUUGUAUUUCACGGUGCUUUGCUUAAAGCACUCGUAUCAGACAUGGGUCCAAAAUUACCAGGUGUAUUUGCAGAUACGACCACUUGUUUUCCGACUUGUUUAUCGGACAAAUUAAAGGGCGAAAUAAUUAAUGCGUCUUUUGAUUGCUGUAGGAAAAUCGGAUUGGAUAAUGGUGUUUACAAUGUUGAGAUGAAAUUGACCAACACUGGCUUCAAGAUGGUCGAAAUAAACACCAGACCUGGUUCUUAUAAAAGGUGUGCUGUUUUCAAAACCACGAAUUCUAUCGACCUACAUGUGACCAAUGUUUUAAUCAAAUGUGGAAUCAAGCCAAAGUUACAAGAAGUGAAUAUGAAUUAUGCGGUUGGAUGUUUUCUGUAUUCAUUUGCUCAUCGUCGUCAAUUGAGGAAUCAAACAGUACAGAGGAGAAUCAGCAAAUUACAACAGCAAAAUCAAAUUCUAUACAUUGAAAGAUCCGAAAUAGCUGAAUGUGAUAAUACCUUUCCAAAAUGUUUCGCUCAUUUAGUGGCUAUGGACAAAAGAAGUGUACAAUUUGCAAAACAAAAUUUGAUAGACAUUUGCACGGAACUCAAUCUAUCUAGUGAUGAAUAUAAUAUAAAACAUUUUACAAGGUAUUUCUAAAACGUACAUACAGGAAUAUAAUCACUUAGACCUAUACGCAUUUUGUCAGGACUCGGUAAUUUUAGUACAUGGCAUUCUAGUACGUGCCGGAGUGACACAUUUUAUGCAAGCUUCUAUUCAUUGAUGUUUCCCUUUCAAAUAAAAUA